This is a messenger RNA of Prunus avium (sweet cherry), 675 nucleotides long. NCBI's taxonomy places the organism in Eukaryota, Viridiplantae, Streptophyta, Magnoliopsida, Rosales, Rosaceae. The record is from RefSeq and is a predicted model, not a curated record.
CAUCCCUGUGACUCUCUGUCAGGUGGAACACAAUUACAGAGCGGCAGAUCACCGAGUGAAGUCAUCGUAGCUCGUCACCAUAACCAACCACCCUUUGCUACCUCCUAGCUGCCUCUAGCUGCUAUUCUCCUACUCAUAUUAUUUGGUUACAGAGAGAGAGAAGCGAACUCACAAAUCAAAUCGAAAUGCUCCGCGAUGGAGAAGAAACCCCCUCCAGAUUCGAAUUGUUGAGCAUGGUGAAGAAGCAUUCGAGCUUGUUAGGGAAAACCGUAGUUGACGCGGACGAUGUUUCCGAUGUCGAAAUGGACCACAAAUUUUGGCAUGAUGUAUUGGAUUUGUAUUUCAUUUGUGGCAAGGACUCCAGGGGACGCCAGGACGAUGAUCUCGUGUUCUUUGUCAGAAAAUUGAGCUCUUAUGGGCCUGGUUCCAGUGACGAAAGUGUUUCUCCUUACUUUGUACGCAGGUGGGCACCUAAGUUGGAUAAUUUGAUCGGUGAAAAUAAUGUGGAGGUGGAUUGGAGGCGUUCAUAUUACUUGAACUUGAUUGCUCACACUGCAUUUACUGUCACAGUGGCUAUUUGCAGAGCUUUGCAAUGGUAGAAGUUAAAAUAAGUGUUGAUUUUCAGUCAUCAGGACCUUCGGAAUCAUCAAGCUGAGCAGGGUACACCAUUAUCUC